Mangifera indica (mango) is the source of this 1296-nucleotide messenger RNA. RefSeq names its product thiamine thiazole synthase, chloroplastic. The record is from RefSeq and is a predicted model, not a curated record. Lineage: Eukaryota; Viridiplantae; Streptophyta; Magnoliopsida; Sapindales; Anacardiaceae. The transcript has 4 exons. Bases 88 to 1152 code for a protein of 354 amino acids. Gene Ontology annotation, biological process: thiamine biosynthetic process.
ACCUUCCCCUCAUCCACAGCGCACACUGAACUCUGUUCUCAAAGCCGACUUGUUGUUUCGUUUCAUUUCUGAGCAGUAAGUAAGAUCAUGGCAGCCAUGGCCUCUACAGCCUUCACUUCAUCUCUUGCAUCAACAAAGCUCUUUGAUUCCUCCUUCCAUGGCACUGCCGUCUCACCGCCACCCUCUCUCCAUCUUCAAUCCGCCAAAUCCUCCAACAGAAGCUUAUCGGUUUCUGCUUCCUCUAACCCUCCCUAUGAUUUGAACGCUUUCAAGUUUGACCCCAUCAAGGAGUCCGUUGUUUCUCGUGAAAUGACACGCAGGUAUAUGAUGGACAUGAUCACAUAUGCUGACACCGAUGUGGUGGUCGUCGGUGCUGGCUCUGCCGGGCUAUCUUGUGCCUAUGAGCUCAGCAAAAACCCUACCAUUCGGGUUGCCAUUAUUGAGCAAUCUGUCAGCCCUGGUGGUGGCGCGUGGCUCGGUGGGCAGCUCUUCUCUGCUAUGGUGGUGCGCAAACCAGCUCACCUUUUCCUUAAUGAGCUGGGGAUUGAUUAUGAUGAACAAGACAACUAUGUUGUGAUCAAACAUGCUGCUCUUUUCACCUCCACCAUCAUGAGCAAGCUCUUGGCUCGCCCCAAUGUGAAGCUCUUUAAUGCAGUGGCGGCUGAGGACUUGAUAGUUAAGGAAAACAGAGUCGGUGGUGUGGUGACCAACUGGGCUCUAGUGUCAAUGAACCAUGACACACAAUCUUGCAUGGACCCCAAUGUGAUGGAGGCCAAGGUUGUGGUGAGCUCAUGUGGGCAUGAUGGACCCUUUGGUGCUACAGGUGUGAAGAGGCUGAAGAGCAUUGGAAUGAUUGACAAUGUCCCCGGCAUGAAGGCCCUUGACAUGAAUACAGCUGAGGAUGCUAUUGUGAGAUUGACCAGGGAAAUUGUCCCUGGGAUGAUUGUCACUGGCAUGGAGGUCGCAGAGAUUGAUGGAGCCCCCAGAAUGGGACCGACAUUUGGGGCAAUGAUGAUAUCAGGGCAGAAGGCGGCUCACUUGGCAUUGAAGGCAUUGGGACAGCCCAAUGCAUUGGAUGGAACAUAUGUGGGAAGCCUUCAGCCGGAAAUGAUCCUAGCAGCAGCCGAUUCUGCUGAGAUUGUGGAUACUUAAUUGGUAGUAAAGAGCUUAGUUUUUACAAGAAUGUAAUCAAAUAAUUCAGUAGUUUUUGUUGAAAUGGGGGUGUCUGUUUAUCCCUUUGUUUUCCUGUGUAAGACUGUUGGAUUUAUGGAGGUUAAGACUUUGUUAUCUUUGCCA